UACGGCCCUCAUUUUUCUAUUAGGAAAUUUUUCAUUUAUCUUAGAAGCUUAUCUUUGGUGCGGUGGCCAUGGUACUGUGUACAUUUUGGGGUGAUCCUGGAUGGCAUGGAUUUGAAUCGUGUUGCCAAUUCAAUGCAUGUGCAAACAGCGGCCAGUCCAGUUGAUACACUAGUAGCGAGUGUCAACGAGGAAGUUCCGGCAUCACCUUCUCAGUUCCCUUCAUCUCCGACAUCAGCUGUGAUACAAGAGCAGUCCAUUAGCAACUCCCCAACCUUUAAUGCAUCUCCACUGGAUACAACCCCACUUUCUGCACACAAGGAGAAUAUUCCUCUCUCUAAUCAUGUGAAUAAUAGGGUCGAAUCUAUUCCAAAUGGUCAUGACAAAUCGGUGUCACCAACACGUGUAGGAGAGAUGGAAGGAGAGUCCAGGAAAAGAAAAUACCCAAGUGAUAAGGCUUAUUUUAUUGCCAAGGAAAUCUUAACCACAGAAAGAACUUAUAAAAAAGAUCUUGAAGUAAUCAACUUAUGGCUACGAGAAGAGGUUGGGAAAGAGGAAGGAAUGCCAAGUGAUGUUCUUUCUCAACUAUUUCAACUAAUCGACCCCAUUUAUGAGUUCCAUACACAGUUUCUUAAAGAGCUUGAUAGCCGACUUGCACAAUG
Molecule: messenger RNA, 659 nt
Organism: Procambarus clarkii (red swamp crayfish)
Lineage: Eukaryota; Metazoa; Arthropoda; Malacostraca; Decapoda; Cambaridae
Source: RefSeq, a predicted model, not a curated record